Molecule: messenger RNA, 1171 nt
Organism: Plutella xylostella (diamondback moth)
Lineage: Eukaryota; Metazoa; Arthropoda; Insecta; Lepidoptera; Plutellidae
Product: aldo-keto reductase AKR2E4
Source: RefSeq, a predicted model, not a curated record
UACAAGGAAUAUUUUCCAUAAACACAUUGGAUUUUAUUGUACGUUUAUUUGUUUUCUGUUGUUAACCGUCCAUUCGGUAGCCAGUCAGUUAUUGCGGUAGUUAGGAUGGCGCGGGUCGUGUUUCUUUGUCUUUUAUUAAGUGUUUUGGCUGUGGCGCAAGCCGCAGACCAAACUGCCGGCAAGGCGCCUCGCCUGCCGCUGAACGACGGGCGCUCCAUCCCGGCGCUCGGACUGGGCACCUUCCUCGGCUUUGAUGAGAAAGGCCAGAAAGCGGCUAAAGAACGCGAGGUCGAGAACGCGGUGACCUGGGCGCUGAACGCCGGCUACAGACUCAUAGACACUGCAUCAUUAUACAAUAAUGAACACCUCGUGGCCAGUGGAAUUGAGGAGUCAGGGGUGAAGAGAGAAGACGUGUUUAUUGUUACUAAGCUUGGAACACCAGAACAGCGUGACGUGCUCGGCUCGCUGAGGAAGUCUCUGCAGCGACUCAACACCAGCUACGUGGACCUGUACUUGAUACACUUCCCUAUCGCUUUCAAGGCGGACCUCAAGACCUACGACGUCAUAGACUACCUAGACACCUGGCGGGCCAUGGAGGAGGCCCAUGCCCAGGGCUUGGCGCGGUCCAUCGGAGUCUCCAACUUCAACGUCACUCAGAUGCAGCGGCUGCUGGACCACUGUCGGGUGAAGCCGGCUGUGUUGCAAGUCGAGGUAAACCUGAACCUGGCCCAAGAAGCCCUCCUCAACUUUACCCGCCAGCACGACAUCCAGGUCAUGGCCUACUCCCCGUUCGGCUCUCUAUUCGACUCCAACCCCGCCCCGCCGCCACCCCGGGUGGGCGACGAGACAUUAGUGAAGAUAGCUGGGAAAUACAAGAAGACUACGCCUCAAGUUGUGCUGAGGUAUUUGAUACAACGCGGCGUGGUCCCAAUCCCGAAGUCUGUGCGCAAAGAGAAGAUAGAACAGAACAUCGACGUGUUCGACUUCGAAUUGACCCCCGAGGAGAUGGACACGCUGAGUAAAUUCAACAAGAACUACCGCUUAGUGUGGCCCACCUUCUGGCAAGACCACCCCUACUACCCCUUCGAGCAGAGCGACAAGCCCGGCCCCAACCCCUUCGAGGGGGUCAAGGAGUAAACAUCAGUUAGCGUAGCACGGGCCGCAAGACGUG